CUCUUUUUUUCCGGGGCUCCACUCAGCUGAAGCGGUCUGCUGCUCAGUCCGCUGCCGGAGCCGCGGCUCGUCUCGGACUCUCCGGAACCGCCUCCGCCGCCUUCGGACCCGUUUCGUCGGACGCCUCCCGCCGGAGCCCGGUUCUCCUCCUCCCGCCGGGGCUCUGACGGUGAAGCCGCUCCUGUGCCAGGUGAGUCCGGUCCGGGCUGACACCUGUCCGCCUCCGCUCCGUCCCGGUGUAGCGCCGCCUGCUGGUCGCCAUGGAGCAGAAACAGUGCAACGUCGAGUACCACGACCUGGAGGCGGCCGAGGCACUGGUCAGCAUGAGCUUCUGGGGUCAAAGGUCGCACAAGCCCCGCCCGCUGACGCCCACCUCCGACUCGUGUGACUCCAUUCAGCUCCACUCAGAAGGCGUGGACACUCCCAAGGACCUGAUCGCUCUGUCCUCACUGUGUAUGACUCCGCCUCAUAGUCCUAGCUUCGCCGAGGCCUCCACCACCGCUGUCCUCACCACUGCCACCUCUGCUCUAAGCCCCGCCUUCAGACCGGUCUUGCCUCGCCCCAGCCUCGGCCCCGCCCCCCUUCUCAGCGACGCCCACACCUCAGAGACCUCAGCACUUCUGCCUCACUCUGCAUUGUCCUGCGUGGCCCCGCCCAGCAGAGCCAUGGCCACCAGCGUCAUCCGUCACACUGCCGACAGCCUCAGCCACGCCCACUCCGCCGCACUCUUGGACACGCCCACACCGCCAAAGGCUCCGGAGACGCCUCCAGGGGGUGGGGAUGAGCUGCCGUCGUCUCCCGUCAGCCCGCCGUUGUUUACCCCGUCUUCCGCCCCGUCUUCCUCCUCUGCUCCUUCCUCACCGCCGGUGUCCGGGUCGCCCGUCCUGUGCCAGGUGUUCCCGGUGGGUGGGCGGACCGGGAUGAUCUCCGCCUUCGUCCAGGCUCCGGUGCAGGUGCAGACGCAGGCGGGGCCGAAGCCCAUCCUGCCCCAGUCGUCGUCCGGGUUCCCGCCACCGCUGCUGGUGGGUUCGGCCGUCCCCCAGGGGACCGUCAUGUUCGUGGUCCCGCAGCCACCUGUGUCCCAGACGCCGCAGGGCCCGCAGACCGUCGUGACCCUCGGCAACACCAAGCUCCUCCCCCUGGCCCCGGCUCCGGUCUACAUGCCCACGGGGGCGGGCGGCGGCGGCGCCUCGCAGGCCGACUUCUCCCGCAGGAGGAACUACGUGUGCAACUUCCCCGGCUGCAAGAAGACGUACUUUAAGAGCUCCCACCUGAAGGCUCACCUGCGCACACACACAGGAGAGAAGCCCUUCAGCUGUCACUGGGAAGGCUGCGAUAAAAAGUUCGCCCGUUCUGAUGAACUUUCUCGCCAUCGACGAACGCACACUGGUGAGAAGAAGUUUGUGUGCACUGUGUGCGACCGCCGCUUCAUGCGCAGCGACCACCUGACCAAACACGCCCGGCGACACAUGACUGCCAAACGGGCGUCGUCAUGGCCCGCCGAAACCCGAGACCUCAGCAAAGUGGCCCUGCCCAAGGGACCGCCCCGAGGCUCCGCCCUUCCAGUCGGCGUGUUGAUUCCUGCGGCCAAUUAAAAGCCUCAUCCAGGAGCCCACGAGGGCAACUCAGGACACCAGGGGGGAGGGGCCGCCGCCCAGCCACUGGAACCACACCCACCACGGUCCACCUUCGGUUGAAUCAGCUCAGCCUCCGUCAAGAUGGAACCUCCGACUGCGUUUACAGGAAGUGAGAGGAAGUGGAUUCAGAGCAGACGGAGGCCACGCCAUCAGGUCAUCAGGUUCGUUUGUUCUUCAAACCUUUUAUUUGUGUGAAUUCGAACUCUGCAGAGACAUGAAGUCAGACCGUCGGACAUCUGCAGGAUCAUGUGACACAACCAAGCACUGUCUACGGCGUUAAUGCGGUGGGGUCAAACAUACGGCCCGUGGACCAAAAACAGACCGCAGGAGGUCCAGUCCGGUCCGGAAAAGCAAAAAGAACACUGAACAUAUGAACGGAAAUUUUAUAUGAGACCAGAACCAGAACACAUGAAUAAUGACAACAUGUGAAGAAUCUGAGUGUUAGAAAAGUCCAAUUACAUGAUGAAAAUCUGCCAAGUUUCCUUAAAAAUGUGAAUAACAUAUAAAGCAGAGUCAUGUGACCAAUGUUCAGCCUGUUGAGUAUUUAGACACAGACUGGAUCUGAAAUCCACUUGAAGAACAGACUGAAUAUUCCCAUAUUUACACUGGUUUAGAUUCAAACAUGUUCACAUUUGUUCAGAUUAUUCACUUUUUUUAAACUCUAGUUUUAAAAGGAAGGGGGCGGCCGUGGCUCAGGUGGUAGAUCGGGUUGUCCAAUAACCGAAGGGUUGGCGGUUCGAAUCCCACUCUGUCAGUCCGUUGUGUGCUUGGGCAGACACUUCCUCCUCCAGUGCCACUCACACUGGUGUAUGAAUGCAUAUGAAUGUUUGGUGGUGGGAGGGGCCAUAGGCGUGAAUUGUCAGCCACACUUCUGUCAGUCUGCCCCCCCCCCCCCC
Sphaeramia orbicularis (orbiculate cardinalfish) is the source of this 2533-nucleotide messenger RNA. RefSeq names its product Kruppel like factor 11a (gene klf11a). The transcript has 4 exons. Gene Ontology annotation, biological process: regulation of transcription by RNA polymerase II. Lineage: Eukaryota; Metazoa; Chordata; Actinopteri; Kurtiformes; Apogonidae. Gene Ontology annotation, molecular function: RNA polymerase II cis-regulatory region sequence-specific DNA binding; DNA-binding transcription factor activity, RNA polymerase II-specific. The record is from RefSeq and is a predicted model, not a curated record. Bases 261 to 1595 code for a protein of 444 amino acids.